Molecule: messenger RNA, 3277 nt
Organism: Amborella trichopoda
Lineage: Eukaryota; Viridiplantae; Streptophyta; Magnoliopsida; Amborellales; Amborellaceae
Gene: ELF3
Product: hydroxyproline-rich glycoprotein family protein
Biological process (GO): regulation of photoperiodism, flowering
Source: RefSeq, a predicted model, not a curated record
AACCCCCUUUUGCUCUUACUCGCCGUCCACUUUUUCGCCCUAUUUCAGUAGUUAAUGAGAAAAAGCCCAUUUCCAAACAAUUCCCAAAUUACAAUCGCCUCCCCACCAUCUGCGAAUCUCUCUCUCUCCACCACCGCCACAACGCUCACAUUCAUAUUCCCCCACUUCUGCAACAUAUUUUCGUCCUCGUCAAUGGCGGAUUGUGUUUCCUCAUCUCUCUGACGAAUUCUCCGAUUGGGUUUUCAUGGAGAGGGGAUUUUCUUGGUGGGUUUGUGUUUAGGAGUGGCCAUGAAAGGUGGGAAAGAUGAGGCCAGGAUCGGUGGUGAUGGAGGUUGCGAUAAAACCAUGGGUCCAAUGUUUCCUAGGCUCCAUGUGAAUGAUACAGAGAAAGGGGGGCCUAGGGCUCCUCCGAGGAACAAGAUGGCCCUUUACGAGCAGCUGAGUGUGCCUGCUCAGAAGUCCAAUUCGUUCUCUUCGCUGUCGAAUCGCGAUGCAAGUAACUCUGUGCUUUCUGCUUCUUCUAGCCAGGUUAGUGGCCAUGAUAGGAGCGCAUUUCCCCCAUUGCGCAUUCCUCAAACACUGGCUUAUUCAUCAGAGAAUAACAACUCCUGUUCUUCAGACGUGAUGAAUAUAAAUGCAGCACCAAUGGAGUUUGAUAGGAGACCCUUGAGAAACAACAGCUACAAAACACCCAUCGUCACAGGUCAGUUAUCCUCGACCAACCAAUUUACCCCAAAUGAUCUCUCUGAUUCAAAGGCAUCAAGUGGGCCAAAAUUUGGUGUCGAAGAUGAUUUUAUGGUUCCUAACUUUGGCAAUUCUGGAACACUUAACCAUAUAGAAAGAGUGGCUCCGUCCUAUCCUCUCUAUCCGGGGUGUUCAACAAGAACAGUGGCAAAUAGCACUCAGAAUGGUGCAACAGUCUCCUGCAAUUCUCCAUUUCAAGCCCUAAAUGCCCCUGAGACACCCUCAAAGUUUUUCAAUCUUAUGAAGUUCAAAUGUUCGGACCCACAUAACUUGGAAUCAGAAAACAAUCGCUGUGCCCCAAAAUCUUCUUUACCUGUAAAUGAUCACAUGCAACAAUCUGUGUGCAAUAUGGAGGUUCCAGAAAAAAAUGGGGAAGUUCCUACUAAACACAUGAAGGAAACACCAAAUCAAGAUAGGUCAAGUGGUUUGCUCAACAGAAUCGAAAAAGUACAGGACAAUACUGCACCAGGGUGCACCCGGCCUAGUGCUGGGAAUGAGCUGAGGUGCUCGAGUAGGCCCGAGGUUAGAGACAGUGGUGAUAUAUCAUGGAUGAUGACUAAUUUGGGCUCUGGAGCAUCACCGAGGAGCAACAAUAGGAGCCCUAAUGGGCCUGAAAACUACAGGGAGCAAAGCGGGGACAAUGCUUGUGAGUCGCAACAGUUGGAGGAUGGAAAUAGGAAUGAUGACGCCUCCGAGACUUCAAUGGUGGAUUCCAUAUCCGGUCUUGAAAUAUCCCCCGAUGAUGUUGUUGGGGUAAUUGGCCAGAAGCACUUCUGGAAAGCCAGAAGAGCAAUUGUCAACCAGCAGAGGGCUUUUUCUAUCCAAGUAUUUGAGCUGCACAGACUCAUCAAGGUGCAAAAGCUGAUCGCUGCAUCUCCUCGUCUAUUACUAGAAGAUAGCUCAUACUUGCAGAAGCCUCCUCCCAAAGCACCUCCUAAGAAACUCAAUUCCGAUUAUGCCCAUAAACCCCAACCUGUGACUCGAAAACCAAAAGAAGACGCACAAAAAUGCAACCAGAACUCUCCUGAGAGACCAAACGAGAACCAGCCCACCCCUUCCGGUGGUCUCGACCAAGGAAUCCUCUGCCAAGCUUCAAGUUAUGGUCCUUUCAUCCAAAAGCAGACAGCUGUCCCUCCACCCAAUGAUGGAACUGUCCCUCCUUGGUACUUUCACCUGCCAACCAAUAACCAGUGGCUCAUCCCCAUUAUGUCCCCUUCAGAGGGCCUUGUCUACAAGCCUUAUUCUGGGAUGUGUCCUCCUUCAGCCUACAUUGCUCCGACAUAUGGAGGUCCUCUUGCACUUCCUCCGAUGGCUGGAGACUUUACAAAUCAAGCAUAUGGCCUUCCCACCUCCCAUCAACAUGCUGGGAUCCAAGUGUUUUCAGGGGCCUCACCUAGCUAUUUCCCUGCUCCUAAUGGCCUCUCAGUUAUGAACCCGGUUCCAAGAGCGCCUGUACAUGCUGCUGGAGUCGUUCAAGAGGUGGUGGGUCCCACCACACAGGAGGAGGUUGCCAGUAGACACGACUCACCUGCUGGAAACCAGGGGACCACCAGAAAGCGGGACCCACCUGCCGAAGUCCAGCAGGACAGGGAGGGUGGAGGCUUUAAUACUUCAUCAGAUUAUAGGAGUGAGGCUUUCUCAUGUUCCGGGUGGAAGGUUCAGGGGCCGAGGGAGACUGAGAUUCAGGGAAGCACUGCAAGCAGCCCCUGUGAGGGUGGUGGAGAGAGGACGGAUGCCCUCCCGCUGUUCCUGAUGGGCUCAGCAGUAGACGAGGAGACACCUCAGGAAAGGAGGGGAGUUGUUAUUAGGGUUGUGCCACAUAACGCAAGGUCUGCCACAGAAUCGGCUGCAAGGAUCUUCCAGUCAAUCCAAGAGGGGCGGCAACAAUAUGACUCAUAAAGGGAACACAAGCAAGUCUGUUCUCUCUUGUCAUUGUUCCUCUCUUAAUAUGACUUAUGACGACAUGUUUCUCUAGCUUGAAAGCAUGAAAGCAGUCCCCGUCCAUCUCUUUCUCUCACACACUCACUCACUCUCUCUCUCUCUCUCUCUCUCUAUCUCUCUCCCUCCCUCCCUCCCUCUCUCUCUCUCACUCUCUCUCUCUCUGAUGUUAAGGGCUGCAGCUUGUUUCUUGAUUAAGGGUUUGCCAUUGGGUUGUUUGUGAAGUUCCACCUGACCUUGCCUUGCCUCUCUCUUCUGAUGCUUAAUUUUGUAUAUUAUCUUCAAUAAUUGUGCUUUAUAACAAGUAUUUCAUGGGGAACACUCCAUCAGGUGUUUGGCUUCGUUUAGGAUACCUAAUUACGUAGUUUGAGAUGCAGGCUUUGUGAUUGUCUUAGUUGUUACUUUGAUUUGAUGUGAUAUCUUUUUGUUCUUUUCAGAAUGUUGACUCAGGUUUUCAUUGAUGCUUCUGAAAGUGAUGAACAACAAGAUAAAUGUACAGAAUUGAAUAUGGGCUUAUGGUUUAACAUUUGCUAAUCCUUCGGCCUCUUGAUUCCUCUCUGUGUUUCAUGUUAAAAUACAACUUUUCUACUUUGAA